AUGCCACAGCACGAUGUUAUAGCGUGGACUGGAAUGCUCCGAGCAAACUCCCAGUGCGGUGAAAUCGAUCAAGUACACAAUCUCUUCGAUUCAAUGCCUCAAAGAAACCUUGUGUCGUGGACAGUUUUCCUAGAAACACUUUGCAAUCAAGAUAAUCUUGCAAAAGCUAGAAGAGUGUUUGAUCUGAUGCCCCAGAGAGACAGCGUUCCUUGGAAUGUUAUGAUCACUGCAUAUGCCCAACGAGGGCAUGUAAACGAAGCAAAGUGCUUUUUUGACAGUGUAGAAGUUCCAAACGUUAUCACGUGGAAUUGCAUGAUCGGAGCGUAUGGGCAAAAUGGACACUUAGACGAUGCUUGGGCAUUGUUUAGACGCUGUUUACAGCCAAACAUAGUGACCUGGAACGUUCUUAUCGUGUCGUUUGCCCAGAAUCUACAUUGUGCUGAGUCCAUUCAUCUCUUUGAAGUCUUGAAUCUGGAAGGGUUCAAGCCAGACGAGCUGAGUUUCAUGGGCCUUUUGAUCGCUUGCUGCCACCUUGGGCUGGUAAUUGCUGCUAGAGAUACCUUGGCUUCAAUGGUUUUUGACUACGAUAUAAGCCCUGAGCGAGAUCACUACUGCUGCUUGAUCGGUGUUCUUGCAGGAGCUGGGCUCUUGGAUGAUGCCGAGGAUCUCAUCAACACAAUGCCAUUUGUUCCAGAUGUUUCCAACUGGGGAUGCUUCGUGAGUGCCUGUAAGAUCCACUCUGCUGGAGUGGAUAGGAGUGUUGGUGCUGCUUUCAAUGCCAUCGCGAUGGAUCCUAAAAACUCAGCACCAUACGACAAUUUUUACUGA
Messenger RNA from Selaginella moellendorffii, 828 nucleotides. RefSeq names its product pentatricopeptide repeat-containing protein At1g53600, mitochondrial-like. The record is from RefSeq and is a predicted model, not a curated record. Gene Ontology annotation, molecular function: protein binding. The transcript has a single exon. The coding region runs from base 1 to 828 and encodes 275 amino acids. Lineage: Eukaryota; Viridiplantae; Streptophyta; Lycopodiopsida; Selaginellales; Selaginellaceae.